Molecule: messenger RNA, 1858 nt
Organism: Cyprinodon variegatus (sheepshead minnow)
Lineage: Eukaryota; Metazoa; Chordata; Actinopteri; Cyprinodontiformes; Cyprinodontidae
Product: homeobox protein orthopedia B-like
Exons: 3
Coding region: 112-1101 (329 amino acids)
Biological process (GO): regulation of DNA-templated transcription; neuron differentiation
Molecular function (GO): DNA-binding transcription factor activity, RNA polymerase II-specific; DNA binding
Source: RefSeq, a predicted model, not a curated record
CUUUUUUAACCACAAACUGAAUUUUCGUUCAUUUAGGCGAUAUACUUUUUUAAAUUGCCCCAAAGUUGCAGGAUUUUUUCCGGAGCGCCUUUCGCCCUGGAGCGAUACGCUAUGCUCUCUCACGCCGACCUCCUGGAUGCUCGGCUCGGUGAGUUAUCAUCACUAAACCCCGGCCCGAAACUCCAGUGGAUGAAGGAUGCUGCGGAGCUCCUCGGACACAGAGAAGCUCUGAAGUGCCGACUGGGAGGUGGAGUUCCGGACCAGGGGCAUCCGGGAGACAUUGCCCCUGGUUCGGACUCCGUAGAGGGAACGACUCUCCUGCCAGGAGAAGAUAUCACCACCGUAGGGUCCAAUUCUGCCGGCAUGCAGUUGAAUGGGAAACAGGAGCAGGAGAAGCAGCAACAGCAGCAGCAACAGCAGCCGCAGCAGAGCUCGGGACAGCCCGCGAACCAACAGAAACAGAAGCGACACAGGACGCGUUUCACCCCGGCGCAACUCAACGAAUUGGAGCGCAGCUUCGCCAAGACCCAUUACCCAGAUAUCUUUAUGAGGGAGGAGCUGGCGUUGAGGAUCGGCCUCACCGAAUCGAGAGUUCAGGUUUGGUUCCAGAACAGACGAGCUAAGUGGAAGAAAAGAAAGAAGACAACCAACGUGUUCCGCGCCCCGGGGACACUGCUCCCAACGCCUGGCCUACCGCAGUUCUCCGCGGCGGCAGCAAUGGAGAACAGCCUGUGCUCGUUCCACGCCAACGACUCGCGCUGGGCAACGGGGAUGCCCGGGGUGUCCCAGCUGCAGCUCCCGCCAGCCCUGGGCCGUCAGCCGGGUAUGGCGCAGUCCCUCUCGCAGUGCAGCCUGGGUCCUGGCCCUCCGCCUAACUCCAUGGGCCUCUCAAACGGUCUGUCCUCCAACGGAUCCGGCCUGCAGUCCCACCUCUACCAGACGCCUUUCCCGGGAAUGUCCGCGUCCCUCUCCGGCCCCACGAACGUAUCGGGCUCCCCGCAGCUGUGUAGCUCACCGGACAGUGACAUGUGGAGAGGGACAAGCAUCGCGUCACUUCGACGGAAAGCACUGGAGCACACAGUCUCAAUGAGUUUCACUUAGUGACUCUUCUAAUCAUCUCCUCCAGAUCCUCCCUGUUCGGCUCCUCGUCCCAGUCCUGACAUGCGCCUUUCAUAUGUUUCUACUCCUGCUGUUUAGAUCAAAAUAAGAGACAGGAAUGGAGACUAAAAGGGCAAAAUAAAGUAUCUGGAAAAUUAAGUUUUGAGGUUGUUUAUCUUGCUAUUUCAAAAAGGACUUUAUCAAUACUUGAUGAUAAAUGCUAUUGUAUGAUUACUAGACUAUAGGUCCUAAUUAAUGAGAGCCAAACAAUCGUUGUAUUUACGUUUUCACUGAGUGUGUCUUUAUACACACUUUAAUGUAUCCAGGUGACGUGUUUUGUCGAACAGUUCUUUAAAUAUCGGUCAGUCCCCACUUCAGCAGUGAGUCUUUUUGAACUGAAUCUCAUGAGUGCUCUCUGGGGAAAAUUUGGCAUUAUGAUUUCAAGAGAAAUGGGCCCCAACUCACUCUGAGAACCCAAGUGUCGGAAUGAAACCAAAUCAAACACAGAAAUGGGAAGAGAACCAUGCUCAUUCAUCUGCCCCCCAUACUCUAUUUUAGGAUGUUUUGAGUAGAUAAAACAUUCUUGCUGUACACGCUGGUCUUUUUGUGACAUGUUUUAACUUAUUGUAUGUGCUAUUAUUACUUGACACAUUUCUUAAAUGUUUGACCUUACAUCAGCACCAUAUUGACGGGUUUGUACCAGUUAAAAGAUGAACAAAACGAAUAAAAUUAAUUUUCAAGAAUGUCGAAAAAAAGGAUU